CAGCAUGAGCAGUUGAAGCCGAGAUUCCUGCGCGAUAACAUCAGCUGCAGCCGCGCGGAAACUCUACCAUAUAUAAUAAAAUAUAUAUCUCCCCUUGAGCUUUGUUCGAUCGUAUCGAAUAUAAAUGUCUGUCAAAACAUAUAACAAUUCAUAAUUGAAAUACUUUUAAGACGCGUUUUCGCGAUAUUAAAUACCGCGAAUUAUAUAUAUACCUUUCGAGAUGUACAUAUUGUAUGUGUCUUAACAUUUUUCUAUCAUUUUACGUGAUUUUCGUAUUCUCCAGUUAACUAUGUAUACUGGCGUCCAAGAACAAUCUAUGUUGAUGAUUUUAAAGUAAAUCCACCAUAAAAAGCUUAUAAAAAAUUGUGUACGCGUUAUUCGUCUUACAUAUUUUUCUUGAUCGAAAUUAAACGAAUGAAAUUUCCGUGUUAUUUAUUCAAUUGUGUUCUCAAUUAUCACGCCAAUAAACUGUGCUACAUACACAUCUACCAUUAUAAUUGUACAUAAAAUUCCGGACACUCGGAGUCCUAGCAUAAACUUGUAUAUAAACAUUGAUUUCGCUAAUCUUGAAUAUAUAAUAAUAUACGCAUAGCAGCGGAGUCUAAAAUUAAACGAACCUUAUCAUACGAAUUUCCAUUAAUUCCCUUUGUUCUUUCAAUCAUUUUGUAAAAGAACACGUGAAAUUUCAACAUGUUUUUCAUGUGCGUAACUGUCGGUCUCGUCUUUUUGGCGUCUAAAUAUCGCAGCAAUGUACUUGAUAGUGUAAAAAAUUUUUGCAACAAUAUCACAAAUAAUAAAAGCUGUAAAUCUUCAAACCCCAACGACGAUAAUAACGUAUUUCCAUUUGACAAAAUCAUCCUGGCUGAUUCGCCAGAAAAAUGUGAUUACGCUGUUCAACGUAUUCGCUGUGACUUGUCGAAUGGUGUAUUAGGAUUCGACUGUGAGUGGGUCAAUGAAGGACCGGUUUCCCUUUUGCAGCUUGCUACUUUCAAUGGAGUUUGUGCCCUAUUUCGUAUUGGACAAAUUGGAUAUGUUCCAGCAAAGUUAAAGGAGUUAUUGGCCAAUAAAUGUAUACUAAAAGUUGGAGUAGCACCAUUCGAAGAUGGUCGAAAACUGACCAAUGACUAUGGCUGUCGUGUCUUUGGUACAAUGGAUUUAAGAACAUUGGCUCAUCGACUCGGUGUACAAAGUCGCAAAAGCUUGGCUGCUCUCGCUCUCGAGUACCUUCAUGUGGAAAUGGAUAAAAUUGUUGAAGUCAGAUGUGGCGAUUGGAACGCUGACAUUCUUACCGAACAACAAACUACUUAUGCUGCGUAUGACGCUAUCGCCUCAGUUCUAAUUUAUCACAAGAUACAAGAGAGAGCCAAGAAACAACGUUCUAUCUGGGAGAAUUUUAUUAUUUAUGUAAAAAGUGUUUGGAAAGGGGACAAAGUGGGUGGGCGAUUGGACGAAUUGCCAGAAGAAAUCAUCGAUACGAGGUUCAGGGCUCCAUCGGAGAAACCAGAAAUUAACGAUAAAAAAUCUUAUCAAAUAGUACGAAAAAGUAACGACUGCAGUGCAGUGCGUAUACACAAUGCAGCAACGAGAAAGGAACCGCUUUAUCACAAUUGUUAUUUAGAAGCGCCAGACGGUGAAAUAUUGUGCACUUGCGAUCGUAAAAAAGCUGAGUGGUAUGUGAGCAAAAAUCUCGGUGUCGUUGUCAACGAACAACCAUUCACCGUGAGACUGAAUUUCGAACCGUCCGGUCGUGCUUUUGGUCAGGUUGGCCAGUAUUACACUCAAGUUAAAGUAAAUCAAUGCGUUGUAUGUGGAUCGACGGAAAAUUUUAUUAAAAAGAAUGUUGUCCCAAGAGAAUAUAGAAAAUACUUUCCGUUGGUAAUGAAGGCUCACCAGUCUCACGACGUAUUGUUACUUUGUCCAAGUUGUCACGAAAUCAGUAAUCGUCAAGAUCUCGAAUUGAGGAGAAAAUUAGCUGAAAUGUGCCAAGCUCCUCUAACAAGAAUAACCGCACAAAACCAAAAUAAAAUAAUAAAGGAGCGUUCAGCCCAUACGAGUACUCUGUCACAGUCACACGAUCCAAAAGAGUGGAGGAAUUUUUUAUCGGCUGUAAAAGCAUUGCGGGAUGAGCCUGCAAUGAUUCCGCCCCAAAGACGAAAACAAUUGGAAGCUAAAAUUUUAGAAUUUACGGGGCAGCCAGAAAUGAAGCCAGAAUUGCCAGACGUCCUUUACGAACAAUUUAAAAAUCAGCCUCGCGUCGUCGCCUCGAUAUCUCCUUUGCAAACGAGAUGUCAAUCGCACGGCAUGAAGGUUGUUCGUUAUUUUGAGAAACAAGACGGUGGCCUUGUGACGCUCGAGAAAAUGUGGCGCGAGCACUUCCUCGAAACGAUGAGACCACGUUUUCUGCCAAAAUUAUGGUCAGUCUCUCACAAUCAAGAGAGACUUGUCAUUCGCCAGACUCAAAAGAGGAUUGAACCACAGGAUGCCAAAAUCGCUGGAUUAACAGAGUAAAUUCAAAGUAACAAAAUCAAUAAAAAAAACAAAAAGUAAAUUGAAUAGGACCAAUCCUUAGAAGAGGACUCGUCGAAGAGCGAGUACUUCUUAUGAAAGAAAAAAAGACUGUGACUAAAUAUUCACCUGUACCUGCUGAACAAUUAUAUUUAUCAUUUUGACAUAAA
Messenger RNA from Venturia canescens, 2675 nucleotides. It is a transcript of the gene Exd2, whose product is annotated as Exonuclease 3'-5' domain-containing 2. The transcript is spliced from 7 exons. Gene Ontology annotation, biological process: nucleobase-containing compound metabolic process. NCBI's taxonomy places the organism in Eukaryota, Metazoa, Arthropoda, Insecta, Hymenoptera, Ichneumonidae. Bases 691 to 2508 code for a protein of 605 amino acids. Gene Ontology annotation, cellular component: nucleus; cytoplasm. The record is from RefSeq and is a predicted model, not a curated record. Gene Ontology annotation, molecular function: nucleic acid binding; 3'-5' exonuclease activity.